Molecule: messenger RNA, 10442 nt
Organism: Dufourea novaeangliae
Lineage: Eukaryota; Metazoa; Arthropoda; Insecta; Hymenoptera; Halictidae
Product: titin homolog
Exons: 13
Coding region: 378-10442 (3354 amino acids)
Cellular component (GO): cytoskeleton
Molecular function (GO): guanyl-nucleotide exchange factor activity; cytoskeletal protein binding
Source: RefSeq, a predicted model, not a curated record
CAUGCCAAGGCGGAGACGAGCGCUCCGUAGGUGUGUGAUGUGGUUCAAUUUGGAGACUUCCUCGACUGUCGCUCGGGGAUAUUCAGAGAUCGUAUGCGAAUUCUGUGCCGGGGAUAAUGGUGGUAACGUUAACGACUCGUUAAUGCCACUGGUAACGCGAAAACGAUCGUAACAACGGGAGUGCCGGUGAACGAAGUAGUAGUAGUAGUGUUGUUUGGUGAUCAAUGAACUCUGCGUUGCUGUAUGUUUGGGGCGUGCUGCCACUAUUACCUAUUAAGCCGGCAGACAUGACAACGUAAUAGAGAAUUAUACGUAAAAUUUUUGAUAGAAAAAUAAAGACAACUGGUCCCUGUACGGUUGAAGGUAGAUGACUGAAGAUGAAUGACAUAGAAAGCAUAAGCAUGAAGGGGAGCGGAGGAUCUAAGAUGCCUCAUAGCCAUUCAACCCCAGCAGGUGUAGACGGGGGUAGUAGAACUCCUCCCACAACACCUAGGAAAGCUGGGAAAAUGCUUGCUGUUCGUGUACAAAUGUUGGAUGAUACUAUUACAAUGUUUCAAGUUCAGGCCAAGGCAUUGGGCAGAGUAUUGUUCGAUCAAGUCUGCAAACAGUUACAUCUCUUGGAGGCUGAUUAUUUCGGACUCGAGUAUCAAGAACCUAAUGGGACUAAAUACUGGCUAGAUUUGGAGAAACCCGUUUGUAGACAAGUCGGGCUAUCGUUGAUAGAUCCACUUUUGAGAUUUUGUGUCAAGUUUUAUACACCCGAUCCAGCGCAACUGGAGGAAGAGUUUACGAGAUAUUUAUUUUGUCUCCAAAUCAAGCGAGAUCUGGCUCAAGGUUUGCUCCAGUGCAACGAUAAUACGGCAGCUCUGAUGGCCAGUUACAUUGUCCAGGCGGAAUGCGGUGAUUACGUAAUUGAGGAUUAUCCGGAUCAUACGUACUUGUCGACUUACAAAUUUGUGCCUCAUCAAGAUCAGGAACUAGAGCGUCGCAUCAUGGAGAAUCAUAAAAAGCACGCAGGUCAAUCUCCGGCAGAGGCUGACUUGAAUCUACUGGAGACGGCGCGUCGUUGCGAGUUGUACGGAAUGAAGAUGCAUCCGGCGAAAGAUCACGAGGGCGUGCCGUUGAAUUUGGCGGUGGCCCAUAUGGGAAUCGUAGUUUUUCAAAAUUUCACGAAAAUCAACACGUUUAGUUGGGCGAAAAUCCGGAAGAUCAGCUUCAAAAGAAAGCGAUUUUUAAUCAAACUUCAUCCGGAGGGAUACGGUUACUACAAGGACACGGUGGAGUUCUUUUUCGAGGGCCGUAACGAGUGCAAAAAUUUUUGGAAGAAAUGCGUCGAGAAUCAUGGAUUUUUCCGUUGCUCGGUGGUGAAACGAGUGAUGCGGCAGAAGACGCGAGUCUUGAGCCGUGGUUCGUCGUUCAGGUAUAGCGGGAAAACGCAAAAGCAAAUCGUCGAGUUCGUGCGGGACAAUUACGUGAAAAGGCAAACGUUUCAAAGGUCCAAUUCGUUCCGGCAGACUAGCGGUGGUAGGGCAUUGCAGGGCUUGGAGGGGGGAGGCUAUCGUGGGGCCACUCCAAGCAGCUCCCUUAUGGGCAGCUCCAGCAUCUCUGCCCACCCCCUCCUGCCCCUCGGCGAUCCUGCCCUGGAAACCCCAGCUCUGUCUCUGUCAUGCGGCUCGAUGACACUGGAUUCUCCGACGACUGUGACGAGUGUCUCGAUGGGAGGGACGAUUCACCGUCGCGAAGACACAGCUACGUCGUUUCGGACACUUACGUCCAUCGACGUUCAUUCCCCGGCCACACCCAGCCAGGUCCAAGCACCGCGACAGAUGCUUGUUACCAGCCAUCAACGGAUUUCAUCAGCAGGUCGUAUCAGCCCCUCUAACAGCAGUCCCCCUGAAUUCCCACCGCCGCGACCCAUGCCCAGACAUCCCUGGCAGCGAUCGGCCAGUUGCCGUGAAUUGUACGCCUCGAGUUUCGAGGAUUCCGGGAAAGCGCGAUCGAAGGACGAGAAACCGAUCAACGCCGCUGGGGAGACGGUCCUCUUGGAACCGUUCCGGUUGCCCUCGCAAGGGGAGCUGGAUAAUCCGGUGACGCGGUACGACGAGAGCAAUCGUUCGUACAGCGCCGCCAGCUCGAAAUUGCCCUCGUUGGACCACGACUCGGUACCCGAGCGCGUCUACAGCAGCUCCUAUCCGGGUACCUCGUCGCUGUCCACCGAAUCCGGCCACGAGGAGUCCGGCCCGGCUGGCGAUCUGUCGCACGACGAUCUAUCGCACGACUCCUACGAGCUUUUGGAACGCGAGCACGAAUUUGAGUAUCCGGAAUCGUAUUCCAGUCCAGACGGGGACGGGGAGGACGAGCCGAUUUCGGACCGUAGCGACGAAGGAAUCGAGCGGGAGAUGUUCCAAAUGGACGCCGAGACCGAUUCCUUCGUCAAGCACCGGACGAUCAAGUCCGCGGAGAAACAGCAAUUCAAAUCCGUGCUCGCGGACCUUAAGAACGCGACUCGAACAAAGUCCAUCGAUCGGUACACGACGGUAACCGCGGAACUCGACGCCACUGACUAUGUGACCGUCGAGUCUAGGAUACAGCGAUCCAGCACGCAGAUCGAGCGAAAGUUCGAAACACGACACGCCAAUUCGGUGGUGGAACCACCCCCACCGCCACCUCCGCCGCAGCAACCGGUGCUGCAAGGAUCGCCGUUGCCGCAACAAAUAUCGAAUCUGUUGCACCUUCCGCAUCAGGAUUCCGAGCGUAAAGAUCCGGUCGUGUUGCAGAUACAGAAGCAAAAGAUGUGCGUGCUGAACGAGCUGAAAAAUCUGAAGCCCAAGUAUAAGAUCACGCACGUGGACUCGGAGGUGUUGCGGGACGAGGGUAUAAUGCGUCCGAAGUCGCGGAUAGACGACGACUCGAGCCCGGUCGAGUCGUCCAACCGAACGAUCGCUGAUCGACGGGUCAGAACGGUACGAGCGCGUAGCAUAGCGAGCCUCGAGGAUCACGUUCCACGGACUUAUGUGGAGACAGGCAGCUUAGGCAGGGGUCUUAGGAAUCGGGAAAAGAAGGGCCGCGACAGCGACGCGAAGCUCGAGCGAUCGUUGUCGAAGCUGCAGGAGAAGGAGCGUCGCAGGAGCAUGGAUCGAGGGGAUUCGCGGGAGUACGUUAAAAAGACGGAUAAAUUCGGCGGUAUGCCCGGCGAGACCAGGGAACGUCGACGGUCGAUCGAACGAUUCGAUUAUAGGGAACAUCGUCGAGCGGACGGUCACGGUCGGCGUAGUAUCGAUCGGAUCGAUCUUAGGGAGCUGAGGAGGAGCAUCGAGCGAUUGGACGUCCGUGAGAGGAGCUACGAACGAUUGGAUUCGAAGGAGAGGAGUCCGCACGAGCUACGGAGAAAGAGCUUCGAGCGUCUAGACUCGCAGGGACUGCGCACCAGCAACGAGUACUUGAACAGAAGCCCGAAGGAGAGGCACCGUUGCUCGGAGUCGCGCGAGCAUCGCGAGAGAAGCAUCGAACGGUUGGACUCGCGCGAGAAAAGGAGAAGUCCUGGUAGCAGAAGCAAUACCGUUGAUUACAAUCAGCGACACACAUUGGAGAGAUUCGAUUCAGGUAACAGAAGCCCGUUCGAGCGAUCGACCGCGAAGGAGCAGCGCGGCAGGAGCGUCGAGAGGCUCGACGCCGCUGAGAGACCGACCUUUGACUUCGAUCCCGUCACGAUCGAGCGGCUAGAGUCGCUGGAGCGUUGCAACUCGAGGGACCGUGCUCAGGAUCGCAGGUCCGAGAUGAGAAGCGGCGAGCGCAAGAGCAUAGAGCGACUGGACUCGCGGGAGCGAAGGCAUCUGGAACGAACGGAGUCGCGGGAACGUGGAAAGCACGCGGAGAACACGCGGGCUGGAAGGAGUCUGGAGUGUCUGGAGCACGAAAUUUAUGAGUGGAGGCGAAGCAGCGUCGAGAAGAUCGAGGCGAAGGACGCGAAAAGGAGCAAGGUGGCGGCUGCGCGGUCCGAGAAGGGAAAACUAGAGGAGAAACCGCGAGAGAGGGACGAUUGGAGGAGCCUGGAGAAGGCGCGAAAGGACGAGGAGAAACGGGAACGGGAACGACAGUCGAGGCUGUCGCUGGAGUCGAGAACGGAAACGGUGAUAGGCGUGCCGUUGGAGAUGGAGAACCUGAAGAGCAACAAGACCGUGUUCACCGAGUACGAGCCGAAGAUCGUCGGUGGCGUGGUGCUGGGUUUCGACGACACGAUCCCCGGUCACACGCCCGUAGAACGCACCAAAAGCGAUCCGAAUCCCGCCAGACAGAGGCUCGGAUCGAACAGCAAACGGCACAUCCUGAUGCAUCAGAAGUCCAUCGAUCUGACGCCCGCCGAUUCCGGGGACGAGGAUCCUUUCUCGGACAGCGCGGCCAUCCAGAAGGCGAACAUCGAGAUACCGUACACUCUGCACAAACGUCACGUGAUGAACGGAACCGCUUCCGACGAGAAGUCCGAGUCCGACAGCGGCAAAACCACGAAGAAACCGCCGCCGGCAGUGGUCGUCGCCAGAGAGCUGCCCAAGCUGCCGUUGAAGCUGAUCGCAGACGUGACGUCGUUCGAUCUGUCCAAGCUGACCUCGAUCGAGAAACCCGGCAGCAAAUUGUCCCCCGAAAAGCCCGGCAACAAACUGUCCCCAGAGAAGCCGAAGAGCACCACGAUCUCGCCCACCAGACCGAAAUCGAUACUGAUCAGUCCAUCCGAGAAACAGAAAAGCAUCCCCAGUCCCACGUCGAAAUUGUCGCCAACUGACACUGCAAUGGCGAAAACGAUCCUUUGCAGUCUUUCGCCAACAAGCAGAAGUCCGUCGAAGCCAAGCUCGAAGGCUCCCUCGCCCGACAAGAAAUCCUCUCGAUCCGCCUCCUUCGAUCGGAGUUGCGUCGUCGAAUCUAGUCCCGGCGAUCGGCGACCCACACCGUCGCCGAAAUUGUCCCCGAUCGAGCCGAACGUCACAAUUGUCACGGCGAUCGAGAGACGCUCGCCGAAGGUGUCGCCAACCGAUCCGAACGUGACCAUCGUCUCGGUGAUACAGAAGAGAAAGUCGCCGGACAGCAACAAAGUAUUGGGCAUUGCGCAGAGGUCGUUGGACUCGAGGACGAAGCCUCGAAAUUUCGCGGACGUUGUCGGAAUGGAGAUGAAGAUGAAGCUCGAACGGAAGGCCAAGUCUGAGGUCGAGAAGGACAGUCUGAAGAUGCCGGAUGAUAGUUUAGAGAAGCAGGACAGCAUCGAGAAAAUUCCGUUGCCCGAGAUUCCGGCGCCGAUUCUGCCGAACGCGGAGAUGGAAAGGAUCGAAGACACGGGGAACGAACAACCGACGAUGGAGCCUGUUGUCGCGACCACCACGACGACCAGUCUGCCCUCUGGAAAGCCGAAAGUUCCCGAGAAACCGAAGAACCUCGAGAAACUGAGCAUCCCAGAGAAGACUAAACGGAUCCUCGAGAAAAUCGAGUCGAAGUUCUCGGAGGCGAACAAGUGUUCCUCGACGAGGAUCGCCAAGCCGAAGAUCAUCGACACAGGGUUCGACGAUUUCGUCGAUCCUGUCGCCGAUCUGCCAUUGGACGAGGUGCCUGUAAAGCCUGCGUUAGAAUUGGACAGUCUGAAGGUUCCUGAAUUCGUUCCGUUCGCGUCGAGGCCGCACGGCGAGCCGUUGCGAUCGAAGUCGUUGUCGCUGGCCGAGGAGAAAGCACCGAUCGACACUCUCCUGUCGCCGGAGGUCGAGAACAAACAUUUUGUGCCGGACGUGUCGCCGAAACGAGCGAAGAAGGUCCGUUCGGAGACGAAGAAGGACUUCAAGAAACAGUCAAAGUCGCUCGAGGGCGACAAGCCACCGUUGAAGAAGGCUGCUUCGAAGGAGUCCCGGAUGCCGGCCACCAGCACCAAGAUCGACAAGUCGAAGCUGAAGUUGGGCGAGAUGCCGCAGGAGAUCAUCAUAAUCGACUCGACGGAUGUGGUCCCGGAGGUGAGCAUAGUUCAGAAGGGACGAUCGAAAUCCGUGGGCAGACUGCCCGAGAAGACGUAUUCCGCGUCCAGGGAGGAGAAGGACGAAGCAACGGUGGCGACCAAGGGUACACGUGCGAAGUCUGCGUCCGUGGACGAGGAUCUGAUCAAGGUAGUAGCGGGAACGAGGCACGAGAAGGUCAGGCCGAAGUCUCUGGGCAUUUCGAAGAGUCUGGGCAGCACGGAGAAGAAGGACUCGACCGAGAAGAUAUCGCCGAAGAGAACCAUGGCCGCGAGAACCGGUUCGAAAUCGGAGACCAAGUCGGCAGACCAGUCGCGAACGCCCGUUGGGUCGUCGAAGGACAGCGUCAGGCAGGAGUCAAAAGUGUCUCGAACUAAAUCUGAAGCGAAAGUAGACGUCGGUGAGGGCGAACGACAGCCCAGACGGGAACAACAGGAAGCGAAACAGGAGACGAAACCAUCCUCGGAGCAACAGCAGUCGAUCGAUCCUCCAAGAUCCUCGGAACAGCCCGGUAGCAAGGAUGCAAAGGAUACGAAAAAGAGCGCAGUUCCGCAAGAUCUGACGCAGUCCCCAACGGUGGUUUUACGGAAAUCGGGCCAGACACCUGUUCUUUUUGCUCGGGCACGCCUCGGUCUCUCGGAAGGCAGCGGAAUCGGCGCGUUGCAGAGGCAAGGCGCCACCCAAUCGCCGACCUCGCAGAGGCGAGCUAAGUCGCUGGACGCUCCGGUGAUCGCUGUGCACAGAUUACCGCCGGCGAAUGCAUUCUCCAGCAAAGACGACACCGUGGACGUGUCGGAGAGUCGGGAGGAGGACCAGGAGUACCGAUCGGCGGACAUUCGUGAGAUGAUCGGCCUGGAAGCAGAGACACCGAGCGCGAAUUUCGCCUCCAAGCCGCAGUCGUCGGUUCCAUUCGAGGCGUCGCCGAAUCACAGAUCGGACAGCACCGAUCACACCACCGUGCCGGAGAUCUUCACGGACUCGUUGUCCGUCACCGAGACCUCGGCGCAGUAUCUGGAAUCGCCGUUGACGGAGUGCAACGAGAUCAUCGCGACGACGGUUGACUUGAUCCCGUACGAGAGGGACACAGCGGGGACGGAGUACGUGGAUUCGAACGGGAAAGAACCGAGUAUCACGUUGGAGAACGCGAAAGUGGACGACGGAACGAAAUUCAUCGAUCAGAGUUCGGUCGAGUCGGGCGCCGAGCAAGAGGUAGCUUUCGAGAGAACGGUCAGAGCGGAGAAGAUCGAUAUGCUGAGCGUUUCGAGGACUCUCGAGGGAUCUGUGCCGCAAACUACCACCACCACCACCACCACCACCACUACCAUCACCCUCGAAUCUACGACAACAGAAAAUGAACAAGAAUAUGUCGAUGAGACGGAGGAUCGUGGGCAUUCCGUCGAGCUGGAAGAAAAACCAUCGAUGGAGAGAGGGGAGGAUCUUCCAGACGUGACCGUGAUCGUAAGCGCCGCUCGAGACGACGAGGGAACGUACGGAAGGCCCAUCGAUUUCGAUGAGAAUCAAGACAUGGUCAGAUCGCCGAUUCAGAUAUCAAUCGAGGAAUGCUCGGACGACGAUGUCGGCGACGAGGACGACGAUGACGAUGUCGUUUCCGGUAGCGACGAUCAGUACGACGAGGAGGAUUAUCCAGAGAUUCGAGAGCUGGACGGCGACGACAAUCGUCCGUUCGAUUCCGGUGACACCAGCGAGGAUACCUUAGACGCUCUGGACACGCAGAUCCGUACCAGAGGUGGCGAAAGCGAUCAGAGCUCGCCGGAUUACGGCGUCGACCGGAUGGACGAGAAAACGUUGGUCGAGGUCGAGCUGACGCCCGAGUAUCUCGAGGCCAGACGCGUGGAUGAGGCGGACGAAGAGGUAGAGGAGGAGGAGGAACUGCCGGAGGACGAGCCAGCUGGCGAGACCGCGAGACAGAGGAUCGAAUCGCCGGUGAACAGUGGUAAUCGUUUGUCGAUCGACAAGAAGCUCAGAUUGAGCAGCGAACGUUCCAGAAGCGAAGAGACGAACACUUGGACGCCGGAUCGGGAGGAUCCCGAGUCGAGUUCCUGCUCGAUCGCUCGGCCCCUCGGAAUAGGACAGAUUCAGCCGAUCGUGGAUCGACGAGAGUUGGCCGUGAUUAGAGACGCACGACGAUCCGUGGCCAGCGGCCGUGGAGCCGGUUCCCUCGAGGAGGAGAACAACGGUGGUUCUCACCCGAGUGGCCCGCGGGCCGAGAUGAGUUCCACCUGGAAGUCUUUUCCUCUGGAGAGUUCCGGAAGCUCGAGCAUAGAGGACGGCUGUUGGCAGCCGUUGGACGAGAGCAACGCCGUGCAGUCGCAAUCCGAGGACAGCAACGGCCAGAACGAGGACAGCUUUCAGGAGGAUCUCGCCGAUUUUCCCGGAACUUUCGUCUACCCGAUCGGCCCGGACAUCCUGGCCAGCUGCGGUACGUUCGCGUUGACGCGCACGCUCUCGCGGAUAUCCGAGAGGUCGACGACCUCCGAGCAGGACAAGAGCGACUUGGAGGACUCGUUCAAGCCGAGCUCGAGAUCCCCGAGCUUGGACGACGAGUCGUUGAUGUCGAGCGAUCAUCAGCCGUCGUUGUCCUCCGAUCCACCGUCCGGGACCGAGGAUCCCGCGAGAUCACCGAAAACCACCGGUAGAUCGAAGCUAAGGGCUCAGACCUCCGAGGAUUGGCCGUCGCCGCCGAGUUCCCCCGUCUUCGAUCCGCCCCCGCGUCAUUUGGUCAGCCACGUGGAGACAUAUUACACGGAGAUCAAGCCCGAGGAGGCGGUCAAGGUGACGGUGACCGACAGCACCGAGACGCCCGGUCGCGUGGAUCGUGACAGCGAUUCUAGCGACGACGAGAACCGAACCCUCCACGACGAUCUUCACUCCGCAUUGCUGGAGGACGGGCAGAGCUCGAUGUCCGCGACCACCGUCGAUGGUACCGUGGAAGAGGUGGCGGUUAAACCGAAAUCGAAUUCCUAUAUAACCGGCUCCUCGCACAGCGAGGACACGUCGAUGGGCCUGUCAAUGUCCGAGUGGUCCAGCUCGAACAACACCGUGCGCCAGUUCUGUCAGUAUUCCGGCACCAAGUCCGACGAUAAUUCCCUCGCCGAGCUCGGAGCUUCGAUAUCGUCGGACUGGUCGGGCAGCACCACCGUAGUACCUCAACAAUACUAUUCCCCGAUGACAGUGGAGAAAAGCCAGAGCGACACCACCACCUCUGACAAGAGCGUGACCAGCAUGAGACCGAACUCCAAGUGCAAAACAGUCGACAGUCCUCCGUCGCUCACGUCCACGCCCCCUUUCCCUCCGCCGCCGCCCUCUCCGCCCCUGACUCCGCCUCCGCCGUCUUCACCGCCGCCCCUAGCGAGCCUGGACGAGCGACGGUAUUCGCCGUACGACGAGGAGGCGGUCCCAAGUAGCACGGAGGACGGACGACGGUCCAGGGACGAGCAACUGGACGAGGCAAGGAGGUUUAUCGAGAGCCAGUUCGACGAGCAACGUCGACUGGCUGCGGCGUCCUCGCGACGAUACGACGACGAUCAACAACAACAACUCUCGAGGACCUCGUACGCCGACAUCUCGCCGCCGCGGAUAACUCUGCGAAACGAGUUCGACGAGGCGGUCGACGAGGACGACGGGGACGAGGAGGAGUUCCGCGUGAUGUCGGACGACGGGGAUCCGCCUCUGCCGAUCCUCGAGGAGGAGGAGGAGGACGAUCGGUUGUACGACAACGUGCCCGCGAUGAAGUACUCGAGCGCCGAUCAGAUCCGACUGGAGGUGGGUCGGCGUGGCGACAGCUCGGAGGACAUGCACGAGAAAUACGCGAACCUGACGACCUUGGGAACGCGUAGCCAACGACGGGACGACGAAUGGUCGUUCGAGGACGAUAGGCGGGAAGAGAAAGAGAAGGUAUACGUCGAGAAAGAGAAAACUACGGUGACCGGUUCCGGGUCCAGGUUCGAGCGUGGUUUCUCCGAGCCGGUCGAUGUCUCCAGGUACCAUCACGAGACCAGAUCCACCGAGCGACCGGUGAUCGUACCGGUCAGAGCGAAAUCGACGCCAUAUUACUCCACCACGAGCCUAAGCGGCGAGUCCACCACCUCCAGUCCGCCGAUGCAAAUACGUACGCAGAUACGCACCAAAACGAUGCCGUUCCCCUCGAGCAGAAGCCCUCAGAGCGAAGGAGACACGUCCUCCAGUAUGGACAGUCCUGUGCACACGCCGGUCCGCGGGCAGAUCGGUGUUCGUCGACGAAGACGGGAGAAUCUGAAGCGACGUCACCGAGUGGUGGUCGAUCUCGAGGUGAAGGACGGCCAGAUCGUGUCGAGCACCGAUUCCAGCUUCGACGUGGCAAGCCACGACGUCGACGACGACGAUGACGAGGACGAUGAGUACUCGGAGGCGAAGGACGAGCGACGAGCGUCCAGACGACAACAACAACAGCAGCGUUGA